This is a messenger RNA of Carica papaya (papaya), 1056 nucleotides long. Its product is annotated as putative cinnamyl alcohol dehydrogenase 1. The record is from RefSeq and is a predicted model, not a curated record. Gene Ontology annotation, molecular function: oxidoreductase activity, acting on the CH-OH group of donors, NAD or NADP as acceptor. Lineage: Eukaryota; Viridiplantae; Streptophyta; Magnoliopsida; Brassicales; Caricaceae.
AUGAGUUCUGAGAUUGUAAAAGAAGACUGUGUAGGUUAGGCAGCAAGAGAUUCAUCUAGAGUUCUCUCCCUUAAAUUCAAUCGCAGGAUGUUUGAAAGUGAUGAUAUAUCAUUAGUAAUAACCCAUUGUGGAGUUUGCUAUGCUGAUGUUGUCUGGACAAUAAAUAAACAUGGAGAUUCAAAGUAUCCAGUGGUUCCUGGACAUGAGAUUGUUGGAAUUGUGAAGGAGGUUUGCUCGAGUGUUAAACGCUUCAAAGUUGGUGAUCAUGUAGGAAUAGGAACUUAUAUCAACUCAUGUAGAGAUUGUGAUUACUGUAAUAAUGGGUUGGAGGUUGAUUGUGUAAAAGGGUCAGUUCCCACUUUCAAUGGCAUUGAUGUAGAUGGUACUGUCAUAAAAGGAGGAUACUCUAGUUUUAUUGUCGUCCAUGAAAGGCAGAUACCUGUUGACUAUCCAUUGGCUUCAGUAACACAUUUGUUUUGUGCUGGAAUUACUAUUUACGCCCCAAUGAUGCGGUAUAAGAUAAACCAAUCUAGCAAGUCCCUUGACAUGAUAGGGCUUGGUGGUCUUGGUCACAUUGCAGUGAAAUUUGGAAAGGCUUUUAGAUUGGAAGUAACAGUUUUUAGCACAAGCAUAUCCAAGAAAGAGGAAGCCCUGAAUUUACUUGGUGCUGAUAGAUUUGUUCUAGCAUCUGACACAGAGCAUAUUAUGGGCCUCAUUAAGUCGCUGGACUUUAUCAUUGAUAUAGCCUCUGGCGAUCACCUAUUUGAUCAAUACAUGUUGCUCUUGAAGAUUGCUGGUGUUUACAUCCUGGUGGGGUUCCCAAGUGAAGUCAAAUUCAGUCAUGCAAGCCUUAUUCUGGGCAUGAGAACCUUUUCUAGUAGUGUUAUUGGAGGUUUAUAUUUAACCCAAGAAAUUAUUGACUUUUGUGCUGCUCAUAAAAUUUACCCACAUAUAGAGAUAAUUCCCAUCCAGCAAGCCAACGAAGCUCUUGAAAGGUUAAUAAAAAUGGAUGUGAAGUACGAAUUCGUGAUUGAUGUUGAGAAUUUCCUAAAAUGA